Molecule: messenger RNA, 1214 nt
Organism: Aspergillus welwitschiae
Lineage: Eukaryota; Fungi; Ascomycota; Eurotiomycetes; Eurotiales; Aspergillaceae
Product: putative EF-hand calcium-binding domain protein
Exons: 2
Coding region: 386-1171 (261 amino acids)
Cellular component (GO): nucleus; cytoplasm
Source: RefSeq, a predicted model, not a curated record
GUUCCGAGAAGUUCAGCCCGAAUCACAGGCCAUGAGAGGAUGUGAGUAACUUCUCCGGAAUUGCCCCCGCAGUGGAACCUGGGAUCAUCACCUCGCCGGGGCACUGAUUGUAUUCAUGAUUAUUGUAUUAUUUCACGGCUUGGAAGCCGAGAUCAUAUAACCCGACCUCCCAGAGAUAGAUACUCCGCGUCCGAUAGUACCAGGAAUGGCAUUUAGCAUCAGCAUACCUUGUUUUAAAGCCGCGGUGCCCAUCGGGCCUUGCUUAUGCUGGCAUCUGCACCUGUAGUGGGGACGGCCUCUCUAUCACGCUGCAUGUUAUCCCUCCUUCGAUUUAUUCUUCUUCCAUCUCCUCCUUUCGAGUCUACCUCUCGGCGAACCUGCAACAAUGCCCAGAAUCCUCUGCCUGCAUGGGAAAGGCACCAGUGGUGCCAUCUUCAAGUCCCAAACGUCUGCGCUGCGCGCUCGAUUAUCUGACUUGCAAAUCGACUUUGAAUUUGUCGAUGGAUUUUAUUCAUCCGAUCCGGCUCCAGGGAUUGACCUUUUCUAUCCACCUCCUUAUUACUCCUUCUGGGAGCAAGACAAUAUCGAAGCCGUUUUCCACAGUCGCGACUGGCUCGUGAACUACCUAAGAACCAAUGGCCCUUACGAUGCCCUCAUGAUGUUUUCACAAGGAUGCGCUGUCGGCUCAUCCACCGCCCUCCUUCAUUUGCUCGAAGAGCCAAAUCAACCCUUGCCCUUCAAAGCUGCCAUCUUCAUCUGCGCGGGAGUGCCGCUACGCGUGCUGGAAAGGGUGGGGUAUAAAAUUGCCCCCGAGGUCUGGGACAAGGACAUCGUGACCCGGAAGGCACUAGCAGCACAGGCCGACUCCUCAGCGAUCUUGUCGCAGGGCUCGAUGCGUUGGCAGGGGGAGAAGGGGCCCAGGGCGUCUGAGGCGGAUGUUCGGAAGGAAAUCGCGCCUUCAAACGUCCUGAUUGAUAUCCCAACGGUGCAUAUAUACGGUGACAAAGAUCCACGAUGGUCCGCUGGCAUUCAGCUGUCCCAGGCGUGUAACGCAGGCAAGAGGAAGAUGUAUAAUCACGGUGGGGGGCACGAAGUUCCUCGUACGAAUGAGGUGACUACGAGUAUGGCAGAGUUGGUUAGAUGGGCAUUGCGAGAGGGCGCCGUGAUUUGACGAGAACCUGGCCCGCGUUGACUGUUACAGAAUUCGAUUCAAA